AUGCAGGUUGUGGCUGGUAUGGAAAUGUUUUGUAGUGAUUCAAGUGGAAUCGGAAGGAGUUUCCUCAUGAUCUCAAAAGUUGAGGAUCAUGGAUCAUUAAAAGUUAUUACUCACGGAUUGAAACUGAAGAAGUUUGCCGAAGUUCCUAUGCCAGAUCCUGUAGAGCAUUGGAUUCAAGAAUCUGGGCUGAUGCAUCUAUCUUUAGGCUACCUCAUUAUGGCUGAUGCUGGUCUGAUAUCCGCAUUUGUUGAAAGAUGGCACAAAGAGACCAGCUCAUUUCAUCUGCCAUUUAGAGAGAUGACUAUCACUUUAGACGACAUCGCGACUCUCCUUCACAUCUCACCACAUGAUGGAGCUGUCCACGACACUCGACAGGUGGGAGGUUACAUGACCCUACUACAGUGUUGGAUUUACGAGCACUUCUCUAGGAUCUGUAAGCGGGGUGAUAGAGGAGCGGUUCCUGCACAUCUUCCAAGAGCAUGUAGGUGGACUGCAAAACAUGCUGUUGAAGGUGAAUUGAUGGCAUAUCAUCGGAGACUUGAUGCGUUGUUGCUCGAGGAUGUAGUGUUUACACCAUAUGAUGAUGAUCGAGCUAAUCAUCCGUUUGUAUCGAUUUCGAUGUUUUCUGGAUAUCUUCGAUGUGGUGGAGUCUCAUAUAGAUUGGGCCCAAUAGAGUACUAUGAGAUCAGCUGUAGAGACCUUUCAGAGACUUUUCCUCCGACUUUUCCUGGAGAUGUCACUGCAGACUACUAUGCAUGGUACAUUAGUGUUUCACAUCCUCUGAUUCUCCCUCCAUCUACUGUUGCACUUUCGAGUCCACAUACUACUGUUGUUGCACAUAUUGGUCCAUCAUCUUCUACACAUGCUGGUAGAGACCGUAGAGCAGUUGAGCUUGCACAUAGAGCCUUAGAUAUGGUAACACCAUUUAGUGAGAUUCAUGACAUAUUAAGUGAAUUAUGCCGCUUGUAUGACGAUUAG
Molecule: messenger RNA, 978 nt
Organism: Cicer arietinum (chickpea)
Lineage: Eukaryota; Viridiplantae; Streptophyta; Magnoliopsida; Fabales; Fabaceae
Biological process (GO): meristem development; meristem maintenance
Source: RefSeq, a predicted model, not a curated record